This is a messenger RNA of Guyanagaster necrorhizus, 442 nucleotides long. RefSeq lists its product as uncharacterized. The coding region runs from base 92 to 274 and encodes 60 amino acids. The record is from RefSeq and is a predicted model, not a curated record. Lineage: Eukaryota; Fungi; Basidiomycota; Agaricomycetes; Agaricales; Physalacriaceae. The transcript has a single exon.
CUCGGUUGUACAGAGUUUCAUCGCUUCUCAUCAAACUGGUCAUGAAACCACGGCCAAGAAUGACCUUGUUUUCAGGAUAUCACAUUACUGGAUGGAACAUAGAUCCCAACGCGAUGUUACGAUACCUGAAGAAACACACACAUCAAUACCUGUGCCCGAUGUGGCAGCGUACAACCUGGACUUUGAUGGUCGAGUAGGCGGGCCCCGGAUGAUAAUGGACCUUGUUAAUCUCUUCGACGAUCGGACCCAACAAUUCUCGUAUGUCGACGGGUAGGAUGCAGCACGCCAGCUCAGUGUAUGAAUACCUCAGCUACGAACAGAAGCCCAAACCUUCUUUCGCUGUCGGAGGACCAAUACUGAAACAUCCUUUCUUUACGUUGGUAGCAUAUACGGCAGCCAGAGACAUUUUUUUAUCAGGCCAAUGGUUACGACUGAGACUGGG